This is a messenger RNA of Anguilla rostrata (American eel), 3589 nucleotides long. Its product is annotated as tumor necrosis factor ligand superfamily member 14-like. Lineage: Eukaryota; Metazoa; Chordata; Actinopteri; Anguilliformes; Anguillidae. Gene Ontology annotation, cellular component: membrane. Gene Ontology annotation, molecular function: tumor necrosis factor receptor binding. Gene Ontology annotation, biological process: immune response. The record is from RefSeq and is a predicted model, not a curated record. The transcript is spliced from 5 exons. Bases 673 to 1407 code for a protein of 244 amino acids.
GCAUUUCCACACUCAAGCUGAGUGUGCAAGCAGAGUGCAUGUGUAGCACCCGUCAUACAGAAGAGACUGUGGGAAUAGGUGGACGUUUGAUUCUUCUCUGUUGCAGCGCUAUAAGGAUGGAUUGAGUUAUUGGGCCACGAGUCAUUCUCGGGAAGACACUGGGUUUACUGGAGGAGAAGUGCUUUUUCUCUCCUUCCUGGCAUUCCUUUUCCCUUUAUUGCAGUUGGCUGGUGCACAUACCUUUGGGUUUUGGAGAGAGGGGCAGCAGUGGGUUUUGGGGAGUGGGGCUGGAGUGGGUUUUGGAGAGUGGGGCUGGAGUGGGUUUUGGAGAGUGGGGCUGGAGUGGGUUUUGGAUAGUGUGGGUACAAUAGGUUUUGGAAAGUGGGGGUACAGUAGGUUUUGGAGAGAGGGGCAGCAGUGGGUUUUGGAAAGUUGGGGUACAGUAGGUUUUGGAAAGUGGGUGCACAGUAGGUUUUGGAAAGUGGGGGCACAGUAGGUUUUGGAAAGUGGGGGCACAGUAGGUUUUGGAAAGUGGGGGUACAGUAGGUUUUGGAGAGUGGGGCAGCAGUGGGUUUUGGAAAGUGAGGGUACAAUAGGUUUUGGAAAGUGGGGGUACAGUGGGUUUUGGAGAGUAGGGGUAAAGUAGGCUUUGGAGGAACUGGGGGUACAGAGAUGCCAGAGGAAGGAAUUCCGUAUCCUCAGGUGUUUGUGGUGGAUAGACAGAUGGGUGUGCCUCCCACUGUGCCUGUCCCACACCGGCAACGCACUGUCCUUCUCCAGCAGAUUCUGAUCGUGCUGGUGUCUCUGGCACUUUGUGGACUGGCCGUGGAGGCCUGCUUCAUCUAUAGACUCUACAACCAGCCUUCCGAUGCCAGCAUGUCUGUAAAGCAGCUUGGAGAACAGGAAAGCCGUUUUUUGAAAAAAGUUGAAAGGGAAGGUAAAAUCCACCCAACAGAGAGAAGUGGCAUCGCACUGAAGCCAGCAAAGCCCUCUGCACAUCUCACAGAUAUUAGCAUUCCUGUGGCACCAGAUGGGAUACUGCAGUGGGGGAUAAAUGGAGAUGCCUUCUCUGCUGGGGUGGAGCACAAGGACGGGUCACUGCUACUGAAGAAGGAGGGGUUCUACUUCAUCUACUCUAAGGUGUCGUUUGAGGAGCUCACCUGUUCCAUGUUCAAGCAUACGGUCCUGAUGCGCACCCCUCGCUACUCUCAAGACCUGCCACUCAUGAAGGCCAAGCGCUUCUCCUGCAGCAACUCCAAACAGCCCGAAGAUGGCAUGCUGAACAGCUACCUGGGUGGAGUCUUCCACCUGCAUGUCGAUGACUCUGUUUUUGUGAAGGUGGAGAAUCAUACCCUGGUCAGACACCAUGACACCUCAGACAACUUCUUUGGAAUGUUCAUGAUAUAAACAAAAAGUGAUGCAACUGUUAAUGGUGUGUUUGUGUAGAUCUGGGUUAGGGUCAAGGCAUGACCAUUGAUGAGGAAAUCAGUCUACGGAGCAUAAUGAAGGUGUGAUGAGGGACUGAUGAGAUGAGUGUGUAAGAGAGUAAAUGGAGUGUGAAGGUCUGAGUGUUAUACAAGACUGCAGUGGAACACAUUGCUCCAGCACACAGAUACUAUUUUAUUUUCAUAGAUAAUUUUUGUACCACCCAUGGACAGGCAUAUUCUGAAGGAAAACCCAACACACUUCUUAAAAGUAUUAGUGUUUAAUUAUAAUGCAAUCAUUUGAAAAAUAAUAACAUCCCAGUUAGCAUAUGUAUUCUACAUUUUGCUGGUCAUUGCCAUUCAUUGAGAAGUUUUUCUUCCUGUAAUAGAAGAUUUGUGUGUGGGAUCAUUAGAGUGAGGGAGUGUGUGAUUAGUGGUUUGUGUGAAAUUAGAUUACAUUUAUUUGGCAGAUGCUUAUCCAAAGCGACGUAAAAAGUGCAUUUCAUGGUCAUGAACAACUAUGAAACACAGGUUCAAUAAGAUACGAUACUCAUUUCGUAUAGCUAUUUCUAGCCAAGGACACAGUUUAGUUCACGCGCUGAACACUAUUCUGACCUAACAUAUACUAAGCCAAACUAGAGAGAAGGACAAGCUACAAUAUUAGAACAAAUACAAAUUUACAAAAAUGACCAACAAGUGCUGGAAUGGGGGUACAUGUAUCAUGAGUGUCAUGAAAGGGGGGGAUUUAAAGUGAAAUGAUAUACAGAGUGGUGGUAUUUAGUCCAGGUAUAGUCUGAAGAGAUGCGUCUUCAGACCAUGGCGGAAGAUGGGUAGUGAGGGAGAGGUUCGAAGAGGGACAGGGAGUUCAUUUCACCACUGGGGAGCUAGGGUGGAGAAGCUCUGUGAUCCCUUUACUCAGCUGGGUUAGGGUUAGGUACAAGGUGCCCUGCUGCUGCAGAGCGGAGUGGUUGAGCAGGCGUAUAGAAUCAAAUCAUGUCCUGCAAAUAGAUAGGGGACAUCCUGUUGCCUGCAGUGUAGGCAAGGGUCAGGACUUUGAACCCGAUCCUGGCAGUGACCGGUAGCCAGUGGAGUAACCGCACCAGAGGAGUGACGUGGGAGAAUUUGGGAAUGUUGUAGGUGAGUCGGGCAGCAGCAUUUUGAACAUUCUCUAGUGGGUGUAUGGCACAAGCUGGCAGGCUUGCAAAGAGUGAGUUGCAGUAAUCAAGGCGGGAGGUCACCAUAGCCUGGACAAGCAGCUACAAAUGACCUCUCAUGUCUACAUAGGUAUAUAAAAUUUAGAAAAUGUCAGAAAUGUUAGAAGUUCUAUGAAAAAAGAAACCCAAAUACAAAGAAAACAGUGUCAUUGAAGCUUCAGAAUUAUAUCAAACUAUCGUUUGAAACCACCAAUUAGGUUCCUGCUUUGCAUUGGACGUUUCAUAACACAUACGGACAUCACAGAUGAAAAGGUUUCUGUGACUAAAACAAGCAUCUGUAACAGAGACAAGCUUCCUAUCUGAGAGCUGUGGACGUGGUGUGCAGUGUGAAUUUACUGGAAGAUGUGACCUGACGAAGAUGUGACCUGGGUUUAUAGGAAUCAGAACACUGUGCAGGAAACAGAGGGAGGUGUUGGUAUCGGUAAUUUUCACAAUGAUGUCACUUCAUCUAUCUUUUAUGGUACUGAUUAGGUAUAUUAAAACUGAAAUGCAAUAUCCAUGUUUAAAGAUGUUGUAAAGAUUGUUUGUGAUGGCUAGGAUGAUGUUAUGAAGUGUACUCCAGUUUAACAAUGUGAGUGACACAUACCAGUAAUAUUUCACACUGUGCAUCUCACAUUUUAUACUGAGUUAUUGUAUAAUUACUGUAUACUGUAUUUAUAUAUGUAAAUAACAAAUAACAAUUACCUUGCUCAUAUUUUUUUAAAGCUUAAAUUAAGGACCAAGAAAAUAAAUGUACUGACAAUUUGUCCAUGCUUUUACCUCAGACUGCUGAAGCAGUUUUCUAUUCAGGUGCAGAAUUCCCACUCAUCUCCCCCUUCUGUGGGCACGUAUCUGUAUCCCUCCAUCCCUCCCUCCUUCCUCAACCUUUUCUUUCAGCUUUCCCCUUUCUGUUCACGAUCGGGUUGCCAUCCUCAUAUCAAUGGUGAGGGCAGUAAAAUCAUUUAAAAACAA